This is a messenger RNA of Neocloeon triangulifer, 1771 nucleotides long. RefSeq names its product histone acetyltransferase Tip60 (gene Tip60). Lineage: Eukaryota; Metazoa; Arthropoda; Insecta; Ephemeroptera; Baetidae. Bases 85 to 1551 code for a protein of 488 amino acids. The record is from RefSeq and is a predicted model, not a curated record. The transcript is spliced from 10 exons. Gene Ontology annotation, molecular function: histone acetyltransferase activity. Gene Ontology annotation, biological process: regulation of DNA-templated transcription.
CCGCCAUCUUUUGCAAAUGGCGCAGGGCCGUUGAGAAUACGGCUUGUUUUACUGAAUUUUCUCGUAAAAUUUGCUGGAAACUAAAUGCUGCAGAAAAUGACGGGUGAACCAGAAGAUAGGGAAACAAUUUGCGAUUCUUUGUCUUCGCUAGUGGAAGGAUGCAGACUUCCAGUAAAAAUGAGAAACAGCGACGAUUGGCCGCUGGCGGAAGUGAUCAGCAUAAGGGAUGGAGAGGGAAUGAAGUAUUUUUAUGUUCAUUAUAUAGACUUCAAUAAAAGACUUGAUGAAUGGGUCUCUGAAGACCGACUGGACACAAGAAAAGUUCAAUUUCCCAGAAAAGAUGGAGGGUCGAGUCAGUCAGGUCUGCAGACUCCUAAUAGGCGAGUAGAGACUGAACCUUCAAGGCCAGAAACUCCUCCGAAUACACCAGGAGAGCUGGUCAAUGGAAAUGCUGUUUUAGCGGCUGCAUUAAAUAAAAAACUGACUCGAAAACGGAAAAUGCCGUCAAUAGAGGCAGAGGUCUGUGAAAUUACGGCUCCUGAAGUUCCGGUUGCGCCAAUCAUUGGCAGUGGGGCUCUGGUCACAAGUGAACCGGGGAAAAGAACUUCUGGCAGUUUAGUGACCCAUCACCACGACGAUGUUGUCACAAGAAUGAAAAAUAUUGAAAUGAUCGAGUUAGGUCACAAAAGAAUCCGUCCGUGGUACUUUUCUCCGUACCCUCAGGUAGAAUUAAUCAACCUCACCUGCAUAUACAUUUGUGAAUUUUGCUUGAAGUACCGUAAAAGCAGGAAAUGUUUGGAAAGACACUUAAAAAAAUGCAAUUUGAGACAUCCUCCUGGCAACGAAAUAUACAGAAAAGGAGUGAUUUCAUUUUUUGAAAUCGACGGCCGCAAGAACAAAGCUUACGCUCAAAAUCUCUGUUUGCUGGCAAAACUUUUUUUGGAUCACAAGACUUUGUACUACGACACAGACCCAUUCCUCUUCUAUGUGAUGACCCAAUAUGAUGCUCGGGGCUUCCACAUUGUGGGCUAUUUCUCUAAGGAGAAGGAAUCUACUGAAGACUACAACGUUGCUUGCAUUCUCACUAUGCCUCCAUACCAACGAAAGGGUUACGGAAAGCUGCUUAUUGAAUUUAGUUACGAGUUGUCCAAGUUCGAAGGCAAGACAGGUUCUCCGGAGAAACCCCUAUCUGAUUUAGGUUUGCUUUCGUACCGAAGCUACUGGGCUCAAACUAUCCUGGACAUACUUGUUACUCAGAAUCCUACAGCUGAUAAUGAAAAACCUCAAAUUACUAUAAAUGAAAUUUGUGAGAUGACCAGCAUCAAAAAAGAAGAUGUGAUAUCCACCUUGCAAAAUCUGAACCUAAUCAAUUACUACAAAGGACAGUACAUAAUCACAAUAAGUCAGGAAAUGGUGCAGAACCACUUGGCGGCCAUGGAAAAAAGAUCACUGCGAAUAGAUUCCAAAUGUCUUCACUGGACACCAAAAGAUUGGAGCAAGCGGGCCAAGUGUGUGCAUUCUGUUGUCGGGAAAAAUCUGAAUAUUAAAUAGUGCUGCCAGCAGGAUGUGUCAAAUAUCCUACACAUCUGUUUUCUUUUGAUCCUUUGGUAAGAUAGAAGCAGAUACAUAAGAAACAGACUAAUUUGAUGGAGAGUAUGGCCAGGAGUUUCCAACAGCGUUUCCAAUAAAUUUGUGAAAUAUUUCUUAGAACAUUUCCAUCCUAAUAUAAAUUAAUAAAUUAUUUCUGAAUCAAAUAAUUGAAACUGGAAGA